AUGAAUUCGACAAUAUCAUCACCACCAUCAUGUCGAUACAAUGAAAGCACAUGUUAUUUUAUUGAUAUUAAAAAUAAUUGUUUAUCGGAUGAUAUGGUACUUAAUUUAAUUUUAAAAUAUGUUGUACCUACAUAUUAUGAAUGGAUUUGCAUUAUACUUUAUGUUAUUGUUUUUAUCGUUGGUACAAUUGGAAAUUUACUUGUAAUUAUUGUUAUUCAACGUAAUCGAAGUAUGAGAACAGUAACAAAUAUGUUUAUAAUGAAUUUAGCUGCAGCUGAUUUAUUAGUUCUUGUAUUUUGUUUGCCAGCAACUGUUGUUCAAGAUGUUACUAAAACAUGGUUUUUUGGUUUAGCACUUUGCAAAUUUGUCAACUAUGUUCAGAAUAUGUCUAUUUCUGUAUCUGUACUUACAUUAAUGGCGAUUUCAAUUGAACGUUAUCAAGCUAUUGUUCAUCCACUUAAAUUUAGUGGUACGAAACAACGUGCAAGAAUUUUAAUUCUUUCCGUUUGGAUACUUUCAUUAUUACUUGUUCUUCCAGACGUUAUUUUGAUGACGCUUAGACGACAAUUUGGAAAUAGAAUUGAAACGAUUUAUUUAACCUAUUGUCAAUGGGCAACUCAUCCAUUGUCGGAUCUUAUUUAUCAAUUACACAUAUCACUUUGUUUAUUUGUCAUCCCACUUUGUUUUAUGGUAUUUACAUAUUCUGGUAUUGCUAGAGUCUUAUGGGGAUCAUUACCAACAGAAAGAUUCUUUAAUGAUGAAAAACGUACAAUUAAUUCAAGUCAACAUAUGCUUUCAGAUGAAUCUCAUCUUAAUGGUCCUUUAAAUAGUAGUACAAAUCUUAUGAAUCCAACUAAAUCAGCUAAUUUAAUUGUACAAGAAAAUCGACAAAAAGCAGCUAAAAUGCUUAUAUCUGUUGUCAUUAUAUUUACUAUUUGCUAUAUACCAGUACAUGUCUUUAACUUAUUCAGAUAUAUUUAUACCUAUUUGGACUAUACUCAACAAGAGACUGAUGAUAAUUCAGAUCCUUGUUUUAAACCCAAUAUAGUUUCUCUCGAACGGACGGGUACAAUAAAAAUUGUGACAAUUAGUGCAUUAAUAUCUCAUUUUCUUCCCUAUUUUAAUUCAUCAAUUAAUCCUAUCAUAUACAAUAUCAUGAGUGAUAAAUUUCGUCUCAAAUUUCGCGAACUAUUCUCAUCAUGUUGUUGUUGCUGUAAAUCAUUUUUAAGAACGAAAUCAACGUCAUCAACAAUGAUACCAUUUCGAGCAUCAACUACAAUGCCAUAUGCAAGUCAACAGCCAUCACCUGUUUCAGCUGCAAGUAAUAAUACUCGAUGUAAUACGAAAACUAAUAAACAUAAACGACUCGGAAAGAAUUCAUUAACUAUUAGUAAUUCAACUGCUCAAAUUUUGGGUAAUAUUAAUAGUAAUAAUAUGACAAGACAUAAUGGUAUCAAUGCACAUAUACACAAUGGACCACCUGCUUUUCGUUUGACUAAUGUUUGA
Adineta steineri is the source of this 1506-nucleotide messenger RNA. NCBI's taxonomy places the organism in Eukaryota, Metazoa, Rotifera, Eurotatoria, Adinetida, Adinetidae. The record is from the annotation of a GenBank genome assembly.